AUGCCGUCAGGUACACGCUCGACACCGGAUGCAGCUGACGCACCCCGGCCCUUCUCAGGCCACACGGAGGAGAUCACCGCCAUCGAGUACUCUCCUGACGGUCGUCUCAUUGCAACCACAUCUAAGGAUGCCACUGUGCGUCUCUGGGACCCUCUUACAGGUCAGCAACUCCAGAAGAUCAACACGCCUCGUGGAGCCGAGUCACUUGCAUUUUCCCCCUCAGGUAGACAGCUUGUCACGGUCUGCGAAGACGCGACCGUCCUGAUCUGGAAGGUCAAAGAUGACGAGGACGGACCGGGGAUUUUGGAGAACACAAUGAUAAAGACAGCAUACAAAACCGACGACAUUUCAUAUCGCGUCUAUCGCGUCAGAUUCUCGAACAAUUGCAAGCACUUCGCCGUGAUGACAUCCUCGUUCAUUACCCUCCAAGACGCAGAAACAGGCCAGCUAAUAAUGGAUGUGGUCGAGAUGAGUCCACUCUCCGAGCUAGUGGGUCUGCUUGCAUUCGCUUCAGACGACCAAAGUGUUUUGUUCGCCUACCGCGAUCUUCCUCGUCCCACUACUGGCAAUGAUGUUACAAGCACUCCAGUAGUAUACUCCUUUGACUUGGCGACAAGGCAACAAGAACGUAUCCAUCUCUCAAACGACCUAUCUCACCGCCCCUGGCCUCAGGUUGGCUCCUACGAUGGUACUAUGAUCGCUGGAACUGCACCUCACGGAUCGCAGAUCUGGCAAGUUGAGAGCGGCGAUGUCUUGCACGGUCCGCUCAGGGGUCAUCUCUUAGACACACACAUUCUCUGCUUCUCGCGCGACGGCGAGUGGCUCAUUGAUGUCUCCGUGGCGAACCAUGUGUUCGUCUGGAACACCUCCACUGGAAACUUGAUCCUAGGUCCCUUGAGACAGCCGCCAAACUUGGGAUGCGAGAUUAUUCGUCGUAUUACUGCAGCCGCGUGUUCGCCACUGAAAGAUCGCAUAGCAUGCGCGGAUGACUCCGGAAAUAUUCAUGUAUGGGAUGUUGACGCCGAACAGGUUGUACUGUCCUCACUCCCAGACAGAAAAGGGGGCCCACCGCUAACCGCGGCAGGCCGCUUUGAGGUGGAUGGCGUAGAGUGGUUCCCCGACGGGCGCUAUUUCAUCAGUAGCAGCAUGAGCGACGACUACAUUCACACAUGGGACGCCGAGACAGGAAAGCAUGUCCGCGAGUACUUGCUCCCCGGCGGCUCAUGCACUGCUCUGUCCUCCGACGGCACGAUGCUGGCGGCUGGCUCUGCGUGCUACAUCGGAUCCAUUAGUUUCUUCGACACCAAGACGGGGAAUGAGCAUCCUUAUUCGCUCGAUGGUCCCGAUCGAGCAUGCCGCAAAAUGAAGUUCUCUCCCAAUGGCUCCACUGUCGCCAUGUUACUUGACAGCGCAUAUGAUAUGAACCUUUGUUUCGUUUUCAAUGUCCUUGGUGACCGCAGCACGACGUUCGUGCAGCACCCGUCCAUAGUCCUGGAUGUCGCAUUCUCGCCGGAUGGAGAACAAUUUGCGUACAUCACCACAGAUGACGGCAUCCUCGUCUGUAGCACCUCUUCACUAGACGUGAUCUCAAAGGUUUCCUCCAUGGCGUCCGACGGGUCUGACCCUACCCACUCUAUCUCAUUUUCCCCUGAUGGUCGACGCCUUCUUGUCUGCUCGAGGGGACUCCUGGUCCUGGACGUGCACACAUGCCAAACCAUCCUUCAUCUUUAUGCAGAUUACAAUGGCAUCCGGGCGGUAUUCUCGCCUGAUGGUCGGACCUUGCUAUACUCAGUCCAUGACUCCUCCAUUCAAAUGGUCGACGCAGCAACCGACGAUCCGGUAUGGCAGUCUAACGUUUCAAAUCUCACGUGCUUCGCUUUUUCACCCGGAGGAGAAAGGAUAGUUGUUGGGUCUAAGUACGGUGACUUCGAGGUCUAUGAAGCGGUGACGGGUCGUAUGCUCCUAUAUAAACAAGAUAGCACGUCUCCUGAAGGCAAACCUUCAACUGAUGAGCUCGAUAUCGCCGGGCAUGGCACUAGGCCGGGACCGUCGCGUCGCGGAAUUAACCUGGCCGACGUAGACGACGACUCAAUCAUGAACAUGCCUGCAGUUGCUAGGAGAUCUGCACCCAGAGACUAUCGAACGCGCCAAAAGGACCCAGUUGCUCAAAAGAAGGAUGGGUCGCAUGAAGAGCCGCGCCGCGGGUUUAUCGCUCGCCUCACAUCGCGUCGCAAGACCGAGUUGACCUCGGAUGAGCCUAGAGAUAGUCAUCGUCGCAUGGGACGUGUGCUCGAGCUCGUGAGUGCUGGACGGGCCAAUCUGCGCGUGAUGGCCGCCGGACCGAGUGGACAAGGUCAUCGCAGGGCUGGGCGUCGGGAGGAGGAAUCUGAUGAAAGCUCGAGUAGCCCAUCGCCUCCGGCAUCGACUCGGCAGCGCGUUGAAUCUCCAGGAGUAGGUCUUGAUGAGCAGAGGAGCGGGACACCGAGCAGCGAUGGGCUCAAGGAUAUCUUGUGUUUCUGCUUGUGUAUACCAAGCUGUCACAAAGACUAG
Coniophora puteana RWD-64-598 SS2 is the source of this 2550-nucleotide messenger RNA. RefSeq names its product WD40 repeat-like protein. NCBI's taxonomy places the organism in Eukaryota, Fungi, Basidiomycota, Agaricomycetes, Boletales, Coniophoraceae. Bases 1 to 2550 code for a protein of 849 amino acids. Gene Ontology annotation, molecular function: protein binding. The record is from RefSeq and is a predicted model, not a curated record. The transcript has 6 exons.